Messenger RNA from Paramisgurnus dabryanus, 3900 nucleotides. RefSeq names its product WD repeat domain 6 (gene wdr6). Gene Ontology annotation, molecular function: protein binding. Gene Ontology annotation, cellular component: cytoplasm. Lineage: Eukaryota; Metazoa; Chordata; Actinopteri; Cypriniformes; Cobitidae. Gene Ontology annotation, biological process: tRNA methylation. The record is from RefSeq and is a predicted model, not a curated record.
GCGAGAACACAUGCGUGCAGUGAGAAACAACAUGAUGAAGAUGACAUGAGAGAGUAUAUACACGUUUUUCGUUUAAUCUCAACCCCGAAUAAAGCCACGAUCUCUACAGGGAAGGCGUAAGUAAAAUGGAUCCCUAAUAAAGAAGGCGUUAUAAUUAAAAAAGGGAGAAUUAGACAGGGUAAUACAAGGUUUGCUCAGUUAAAGCUAAGUUUUCGUUAGAUGCGUAGAUGGCAUUCCCUGUGGAGUCUGCAGUGCUUGUUGCUCCAGUGACUGCUCUGGAAUUCCUGGGCGAUGAAUUCCUGCUGACAGGUGAAGGACCAAUCCUCUCUGUGUACAGUCUUCAAGGAUCUCCAACAAAAUGCUUAUCUUUGAAUGUUCUCCAUAACUUCCGUAUCCAUGGAAUACGACCUAGAAAGAAACAGCAAUCUGGAGAACAAACCAACAACAUAAUUUCAUCUGAACAUUCUGUUUGGGACAAGGAAGAAGAGCUAAUUGUUUUUGGAGGAAAAGGAGUGCGGCUUAUCAACUUUAGCUCUAGUGGGCAGUGCCUGAAGCCGAUUGGCCCUCUCUUGGAGCUACAAGAUUGGGUGCUAGACAUUCAUUGGCUAGAAGCAGAGGCCCAUACACUUUUGGCUAUAUCCUUGGCCCACAAUGCCCUGCUGCUCCUAGACGCAGACUCUUGUAACAUACUUGCCUUCUACUCUUGUGUAGAGACGUGCCUUCUCUACUCAGCACUUAUAAUUGGUUCAAGCUGGGACUCUUCAGUGCUGGUGGGUGGAACUGUUUUUAACCAGCUUGUGCUUUGGAGGCCCAGAGGAACCAAACCUAAUGGCCAAUCCCAGGUAGAACGCCGUUUGCUGGGCCACAGUGGAGUCAUUUUUAGCCUUUGCUACCUUGAAAAAUCUGGAUGUCUGGCAUCUGCUUCCGAUGAUCGCAGCAUUCGUUUGUGGAAAGUUGGCAGGCUGGGUGGAGAUGCAGGUUGUGGAGAGGAAUCACCCGAGUGUCUGCGGGUGCUGUACGGGCACCAGGCGCGGGUGUUCUGUGUCAGGCUUACGCGCAGCCGCAUAUUCAGCGCAGGCGAAGAUGGAGCAUGCUUACUCUGGGAAUGGGAAGGUGAAGGAAAGGUGGGGCGUACUUUUAGAGGGCAUAGGUCAGGUGGAGUGAGGGCUCUGGCUGUCAGCGAGGGAAAUAUGAGCUGUAGAGGGGGCUUGGUGGCAACUGGAGGGGCAGAUGGUGAGAUAAGAGUAUGGAGAGUGGCAGAGGAGAAGAAUAAAGAAAGCGAAGAAGCUCAGACGGAGUCUCAGGUGGAUCUGGGGUUUAAAGCACAAGGUUGCCCUAAAGUAAUCAGAUUAGUGGGUGAGGAUACAUCGAAUGCAAUUCUGGCCUGUACUGAUCAGGGAGAGGUGUGUCUAAAUCAGAGUCAAACAUGGGAUGUCAUUUGGCAAGGGGGAGCCGAAUUCCAGUCUUACUGUGUAAUGGAGGUCACAAGUAUACAAGUUCAGCAAUCCAGUUCUGUUGUAUGGGUGUGUGCAGUUGGUAAUCUGAAUGGAGGGGUCCAAGUGUUUCCCGUGGGGCAGCCGGAUGCGGGUGUGUUGCUAAAAGCUGGUCAGGGUAAAAUUCAUUCUGUGCUUUGGGUUAAAGGCCUGUUUGAUGGGUGCUGGGGUUUGUGUCUUUUAGUGUCAGGCUCUGAAGGGCUUGUGUAUAGGUGGAAAAUAGAUGUGAUAGAAGGCCUGCGUAUAGAAGAAAAAAUGCUUUCUCCCUUUUUACUGCCGCCCUGUGCAAAGCGAUGGCUGACUGCUGCAAUAACCCUAUCACACCACAGUCAGGGGUUGUACCUGUGUGGUGAUCGCAGAGGGUCACUGCUUCUCUACACUGAAAUGGAAAGGAAUGACACUGAAACUGAAAACAGGCCUUUGGGAGCAGACCAAGAGAAACCUGACAAGAACACAGGAAGCAAGAGUGCUGUAACUGAAAACAUUGAAUCUCUGUCUCCCAUAAGCACCCUUUUUGGUGUCCAUGGAAAGCAGGGUGUGACUUCUGUGUGUGAGCAUCAGGGUGUGUGUUACACAACAGGUCGAGAUGGGUGCGUACGGAUACUAACUGUUGAAAAAAAUGUUCUCACAGUACGCAGAGUUCAGCGGGCAUGCAAAGGGAUGGAAUGGCUGGAGAAGGUUUUAUUUUUGGACUCCGAAGGACUACAAGGAGAGGGGCUGAAUCAGAGAAACAUUGAAAAAGAGAUUGCGGAGGUGAGAAAGAAUGAAAGCAUAGCUGAGGCUCGGUUUGUCAUGGUUGGCUUCCACUCUGUACACUUUGUUAUAUGGGACCCUCAUAGACAAGAGAAGCUAUUAUCGGUUACCUGUGGAGGAGGCCAUCGAUCCUGGGUGUACAGCCUCCCGACACACAAGCUCACACAGGGAACCCUGGUGUUCAUUAAGCAAGGAGCCGUCAUUGCGUCUCGUUCCUUGGCGUCCGCAGAAACCGAUGUGAAUGGACACACACUGAAGGAGGGGCUUCAUGGACGAGGCAUCAGCUGUGUUUGUCGGCUUGGUUGUAUUGCAAACACUGGAUCGUCGUCUGAACUUUGGGAAGUUUUUGUGAGUGGUGGGGAGGAUACCACUGUCAGUGUACUUGCCAUUAAACCGCAAAGUGGAGCGGUGAAGGUGCUCGCCGUUCUGACGGACCACAUCUCAAAUGUCCGCACUCUGGCUGCUGUCAAUAGAGGAGAAGCUAAUGAAAGUGGGAUGGAUGAUAGCACAGGAACCUCGGCCCUCUCUUCUCUGGUGUUUUCAGCCGGAGGGCGGGCACAGCUCCAGUGUUACAGGCUCCUGAUUCGUCUGGAUGAGCAGCUGCAUCAGCCAGUCUGUCAGGUGACUCAGAUUGCUGGUCAUCGAUUGGACGAGCAGUGGGAACGGAAGCGCAACCGACACAAGACCGUCAAAAUGGACCCUGAGACUAGGUACAUGUCUAUGGCUGUGGUGCAUGAUGGGAUUGAACGUGUCCUGCUGGCUUUGGGCUGUAGUGAUGGUGCAGUGAGGCUGUUCAGUGUGAUUGAGAGCAGCAGAAGGAUUGAGAUGCUAUGGGAGUGUUUUUAUCAUAAGAGGUGUGUGCUCAGCGUCGCCACCUACAUGCUGGAGGACUCCAAGGGCAAAAGGCUUUUGUUGCUGUUCAGUGGCACUACAGAUGGUUGUAUAUCUGUGUGGGAUUUAACAGCAGUUUUGGACAGUAAGGCCAGUGUCAGCUGGCAGGGUCCAUCUGCCCCAUUCUUUUCCAUACCUGUUCAUCAAAGUGGAGUCAAUUCUCUCGCCUUAUCACAGUUGAAAAUGCCUGAACAAAUGGAGGACAACCUCAUUUCAUUGGCCAGUGGUGGGGAUGACGGACAGCUGUCUCUGCAUUAUAUCAAGGUGGAGCAUAAACAGCAGGAGAAUAGAGGCAUGUCUGUACAGCUACUCUCUCAUUGGUCUGUUCCCUUAGCACACUCUGCCCCACUCACUGGUUUAUGUUUGGUAAGCCCCACCCUACUGGCGUCCACAUCACCAGACCAACGCAUGUGUUUGUGGAAAACGGGCAGCGACGGGCUACGCCCACAGAAGGUGACAUUCUCACACAUUGCAGAUGCUGCUGGUUUAUGGGCGUGGCUAGGGGCUGGGCCAGUGGGAGGUGCAUGGGUUGUUGUUUGUGGACAGGGCUUACAGCUGUUUAAGUUGAGCCAAGGAGAGACAGGUGAAACUGUUGACAUGAGGGAUAAAGAUGAUGAGAGAAGGAAAGUGAUGUUUUCACAUUGUUUUUCGAGGACUUGAUGCUGGCUUUAAUUUAAAUUAAUUAUAAAUAAAUAAAUAAAAAACAAAGAAUUUUAAUUGUAAAGUAUAUCUUUUUUUCAAAUAAAAAUUGUGUAUUAAUGUC